Molecule: messenger RNA, 3805 nt
Organism: Bacillus rossius redtenbacheri
Lineage: Eukaryota; Metazoa; Arthropoda; Insecta; Phasmatodea; Bacillidae
Exons: 7
Coding region: 200-850 (216 amino acids)
Biological process (GO): vesicle-mediated transport; protein secretion
Cellular component (GO): Golgi membrane
Source: RefSeq, a predicted model, not a curated record
GUUUCUAUGACUGUAUUUUGUUUUUAAUGUAGACGGCGUUUGUUGACGUGUUAAAAUUGUAUAAUCUGGAUAAAAUUACUUGCCACUAUUGUCAACAGUGUCUGCGUACUGUUGUUUAUGAAAUUUUUGUUUACUUCAUAACGAAAUAGAAAACCUUUCAUUUGGAUUGUGAUAUUAUUUAAGCCGAAAUUACACUAAAAUGACAGCUAGGGCUCCCUUACUGGAUGAUGACACCUUAGCAUUUGGCGAUGAGGAAGUGAAAAAUAACAAAAAUCUUGAGCACCCGUACGUAACAUUUUUUCAUAUAGCGUUUCGGGUUGGUGCCAUUAUUGCCUACCUGUUGUGUGGGUGGUUCAGCGACAGUUUCAUUGCAAGUUUUGUGACUGUCGUUCUGCUGCUGUCAAUGGAUUUUUGGACUGUGAAAAAUAUUUCAGGUCGCUUAAUGGUUGGUUUGCGCUGGUGGAAUUAUGUUGACGAUGAAGGGAAGUCACACUGGGUUUUUGAAGCAAGAAAGGGCGACCUCCAGAACAAAGUGAAUGCGUACGAAGCACAGAUCUUCUGGCUGGCGUUGGUCCUCUGUCCGCUGAUGUGGUCCAUUUUCUUCCUGAUCGCUCUCUUCGGACUCAAGCUUAAAUGGCUGCUGCUGGUGUGUAUCGCCAUAGUCCUUAACGGCGCCAACUUGUACGGGUACAUAAAGUGUAAAGUUGGCCACGGGGAGAAGAUCAGCAACUCAAUCUCCAACCUGACGUCUAACUUCUUCAGGCGGCAAUUACUAGAAAAUAUGACAAAUAUGAUGAACAGAACAACCCAGCCUGCCGCAAACAACGCAGCCCCUACAAACAUCAUCUGAAUUUUGCAGGGAUUUUUUUUUAAACUGAUAGUACUUUGAAGAUUGUAAAAUGCUAUUUGUACAUGCACAAAUUCCAUACAUUUUCAUCUGAGUCCUCAGAUAAAAAUGUCACGAGGCUGUUAAAGUUAUUCCAAUUAAUCUAUGUGGCUUAUCUUCAUGAUAUGUUGUACGUAAUUUAUUAAAAGUUUUUACUUCAUGUUAAUGUCCAAAGAAUUUAGACGCAGAACAUUAUUAGUAAUGCUGCAAUGUUAUAGUUCGUUAACUAGUAUUUUCAAGAAAGAAAGAAAAGGCUGCAAUACAACUUUGAUGAUCACAUAUAAGUUUAUCUUUUAAAUUUCAAUAUAAACUAUUUUCUCUAAAUUAGGUCAUAAAUUGAUUGUUUUAAUUCAUCAGUUUGUUAAUGUUAAAUGAGUUAUUUGUCAUUCUUCGGAUAAGAAAAAUAUUUGUCCGCUAUUGUGUACUCUAAUUGUUUUCUGGAGGAUUUUGAGAACACAAUUAUGGCAUUUAGAAUUAUUCAUUUCUGGAAUGUAACACUUAACUAUUCAAAUUUUUGUAGAGCAGUGGUUCUGAUAAUGCUGUGGGGUGCAAAUAUUUUUGACAGGAAGAGAAGAACAUAGUCUCGACUAAACAUAAUCUGACAUUUCAGAAUGUGGUGUAUAGCAGUUUGUGUAUCUGUGUCCAAAGACAAAAUCAGGUACAGCCUCACAGGACAGGGUAUUGGCUGUUGUAAUGACCGCUAACCACUGCCUUUUAACAACAUAGUAGGUAGUUGAGUACACAACGAAGCCCCAAUCUGGUGCUGUGUAAGAACCCUUCUAUGUCACUGAAAUCCUCGAUUGUCAGUUUCCAUCUGUUGUCCGCAGGCUUGCUAAAGCUCUGGAAAACAUGCAAGGUAGCCACUCAACAGGAAAUUUAGGGAAUAUUUGAAGAACAGUGAAUUUUCUCACCAUCAGGGAUAUCCAGAAGAAACCCAUGUAUUUUUUAAAGCCAUCUCUCUUGUAGGCCUAUGCCUACCAGAAUAUUGUUCGUGGAAGCUGUGUUACACGACUUUAUAAAAUACAGGAUUGAAGUAAAAAAAAAUUGUGUAAUGUUUGAAAUGAUUAGGUGAUUAAUGAAUUGGGCCCUGUGUAUAACACCAUUCAGUAAAAAUUAUAAAAUAAAUGUGCAUUAUAUUAAUAAUGAGUUUAUAAAGGCAAAUGGAGUGCUACCUUUUGAUCAGUAAAAUAAUUUAUAUUAUCACAAAGUUGGUAUUAAAUGAAAUACAAAUUGUAAUGUAGAAAAUCUAAACGUAACAAAAAAAAUCGUCAUUUGGUUACUUAAGUCUAAAUUUACUGGAAAUUGUUUUCGGAAACCUAGAAAGUUCAGAAAUUUUUUGCCUGUGUGUAUCGUUUGUACAGAGGCAGAGCUGUGUUUCGGACUUGUUACUUCUCUUAGAAAACUACCACUUCUCUCACAAGUCAUACUCAGGGUCGUGUAUUUUUCUCAAAAAGAUUUUGAGACUAGCUGAGAGUUAAUACACUGUAGCCUCGUCUGUGGGAAUUGGUCGAGUUUCUUUAGGUACAUGUCUGCUGCUGUCAACGCCAAUCAGCGCGGAAGCAAACGCGUUCUGUACGGCCAGGUCAAAUAAGGCAAAGGCUUCUCUUGCAGAUGGCCGCCAGUUACAAGGAAGAAAUAACUGGUCAUGGGCAUGAAUUUUCUGCAAAAAAUACCUGCCCCUAGUUGUACUCCACUCUUAUCCUAAGCCUUCGAAAGAAACAGCAGGAUGUGGGCCGUUUACAUAAUGAAUCAGCCCGUGGCGCUGCCGAGAUAUCUUCAUAGCAUUUCCCUGUCCUGAAUUUACAACCAUCAGACAGCCGCAAGUCGAGCUAAGAACAGAGUUCUUACAGUUUUUGGAAUGUUUCAGUUUCCGUGUGUAGUUUCAAGGCCUUUAAAGUCUUUUCAUUGUUUUUGGACUCUGAAAAUAUGUAAUUUUUUUCCUUCGUACCCAAGAUUGCCUAUAUUUUGUAUUUAAAAUUUAACAGUAUCAGUGUUUUGAAAAAAAUAUAUAUAUAUAUUCGUUAGUGUUUUGAAUGCUUUAACUUGAAUAUGAGACACAAAAUAUUAACUUUAUCAAUGUGAUGCAGUUUGACCUUUGAAAUUGUACUUUUUAAGUCUUGAGAAGUCCUAGAAAAUACAACCAAAAUAUCAGCAAUAACUCUUCAAGAAUAAUGUGAAGUCUUGAUGGACGUGCCCUUGAAUACCUUGCCAGGCCCAGGUACCGCUGCUGUUGAAAGCCGCAUUCGCUUGCCUCUCUGCCCCGCAGGAUUUCUUCACGUGAUAAUCCCGAGGCUCGAGAAACAAAACGGGGAGUGAGCGUGUCGUAUGCCAGCCCGUGAACACCAAGUUGUUUGUGGGCUUCUCCCGGAGAUGGCCCAACUGUGCGAACUUUUGAGUCGCAGAGGCUGACCAAUCCAGGAGAGCUACGAGAGGAGGCAACCUUUACAGACAAUAGUUCACUAGCUUUUCUUCGCCUCCAUCUGCAACAUGACUGCCGUGGCUACAGCCAAAAAAAAAUUGAUAAACUACAUGAUGAAUAAAUGGUGGAAAAAAUUAGGUGCUGAAAAGAAGCAUGUUAACAUUUCUAAAGGCAUUAGGUCCUUUAGUUGUAAUAGAUGUAGUGCUAUCAAAAGAAAUAGUAAACUGCUGUGAAAUCAGUCGUAUGAUUUUAAAUUAUUCUCCAUUUACCAGGCUUUUGCUUUAAUGUGUCUAUAAAGUUUAACAUAUGAACUGUUUUGCCAUUAUUAUGUGUUGUGUUUUUUUUUUAAGUGGAGCACUGAUAAUUUUUGUUUUAUGUAAAUAUUUCACCUUUGUUUUUACAACUGUGUGCUGUGUGACAUAAGUUCCUUAUGUAAAUUUUGUGAAGUCUUGUUCUGUAUCUUUGUUUUAAAAACAUAAAUAAAAACAUUCUAAAAUUUA